AUGAAGGCAUCACUUGUCCUGUCGCUGCUUGGCGCGUGCACACAAUCAGCGUAUGCAGUCGUCCAGUUCCCUUUCGCAAAGCAUGGCAGCCCAGCGCACAACACCGCCGCCGGGGCCGCUACUAAAUCGCGAGCCUUGAACCAGGACUUUUUCUUGGGAGCUUUGACAUACGUUGUGAACGCCUCGGUCGGGACGCCUAGCCAGCCGGUGUCUCUUGUUCUCUCGCCAUCCUCGUCAGACACAUGGGUUGUCGAUUCUAGAGCCUACGAAUGCACAUACUCCAGCAAUUACUACAGCAGCUACGAUGAUUAUGAUACCUCUGACUCAGGGGAUUCUACUGAAAGCACCGAGUCUAAGUACUGCGUAUGGGGAAGCUUCUCACCCAAUGUUUCGUCCACAUUCAAGGACGAGUCUUCUUCUUCUGAUGACGACUCGAGCUCUAGCUACAGCUCUAGCUCUAGCUACAGCUUCAGUAACGACUACUCUGACGGAUCAUGGGCCUACGGGGGUUAUUUCAACGACGUGAUUUCCCUGGGCGACGUGACCUUUGACAACUUCAGCCUUGGCCUGGUCAACGAUACCAACCGCUACAUUGGUGUUCUCGGCCUCGGCUAUAAUGACACUAAAUACUCAACCUUCACGGAUCGGCUGCUGGAGCAAGGGCUAAUCAACAGCACCGCGUAUUCGAUCUGGGUCGAUGAUGCGAAAGCAAACGCGGGCAACAUUCUCUUCGGCGCUAUCGACACGUCAAAGUUCGAAGGGAGCCUGUCCCGGGUGUCGUCGUACUACUCCGGCUAUCAGAUGCUGAUGGCAAUUUCAAGCAUCAACGCGACGACAAAGGACAGCGGUGGGCCAAUCACGAUCACAUACGAUGAGGACAGUGACAGCUCCUACAGCAGCUCCUCUUACAGCUCGUCGUCGAGUUCGUCUUCCAGUUCAUCCUCAAGUGACUACAUGUUCACCGCGGUGUUCUCCCCGCCUGACGCCCUGAGCACAUUGCCUUCGGACGUGGCCUCUCAGAUCUGGAGCGUCGCAGGAGCUUACUAUGACUCGGAUCUGGAAAUGGCUUUGAUUGGGUGCAAUGCUGGCAAUGACGCCUCGACAAACUUCACCUUCAGGCUUGGCGAGGGCUCCGAUGGCCCCAACAUCACCGUCGCCUUGGAGGACCUAAUCAUUCCUGUGACAGACGUCGACCUGGCAGGCUACUAUUCGACCUACGCGUCCUCCUUGGAACUUGACUCAGGGAAGUGCCUCUUUGGCGUGCAAAACGGUAGCACCUCGAGAUACUCGUACAGCUCCUCGACCAGCUACAACCUCGGCAGCAGUCUUCUCCGCCGGACGUACAGUGUCUUCGACUUCGUCAAUGACGAGGUCGCCAUCGCGCCAGUCAAGUUCGGCGCGACUGAGACGAGCAACAUCGUCCCUUUCGCCACGUACGGCGCCACCGCCCCCUCGUCGACGAUGCGCUGUAUCUAUUCGAGCUGCUACGAGACGACGUCGUCAGAUGGUACCGAUUCCGACUCCGACAGCGACGUGGGCGGACUGCCAGCAGCGGUCCUGUCAGUGCCCGCGCUCAUCGGAAUGAGCUUGGGCAUCGGCUUGGGCGCGCUCCUCCUAGGCCUCGCUGGCUUCCUCAUCUGGAGGCACCGCAGGAAUAAGGCUCUGCCCGCAAAAGACGCCGGGACGUCGGUGUCCAGUGCCGAGGCGGGCGAGUCGGGCCCCCCGCUGCCGUCGCGCGGGGCUGCCGCCGGGGCUGCUGGUGCACCAGAGAUGACGCAGGCUUCGCAGCCGCGGGGGGCCGGCAAGGCGCCCGAGAUCCCCAUGCCUGAGAACCUGGCGCCUGUCGAUGAGCGUCCGGAGGCUUCUACAUCUACCCAUGGUCACGGUCACGGUGUGCACGACGUGGAACCCACGGUGGCUUCAUCGAGCCGUAAUGCUUAA
Messenger RNA from Diaporthe amygdali, 1941 nucleotides. RefSeq names its product spartic proteinase. The coding region runs from base 1 to 1941 and encodes 646 amino acids. Gene Ontology annotation, molecular function: aspartic-type endopeptidase activity. The record is from RefSeq and is a predicted model, not a curated record. The transcript has 2 exons. NCBI's taxonomy places the organism in Eukaryota, Fungi, Ascomycota, Sordariomycetes, Diaporthales, Diaporthaceae. Gene Ontology annotation, biological process: proteolysis.